Molecule: messenger RNA, 1319 nt
Organism: Theobroma cacao (cacao)
Lineage: Eukaryota; Viridiplantae; Streptophyta; Magnoliopsida; Malvales; Malvaceae
Product: ATPase family associated with various cellular activities (AAA)
Biological process (GO): DNA repair; DNA-templated DNA replication
Cellular component (GO): nucleus; DNA replication factor C complex
Molecular function (GO): ATP hydrolysis activity; ATP binding; DNA binding
Source: RefSeq, a predicted model, not a curated record
AAAAAAAAAAAAAUAAACACACUCAUAAAGCCAAAAACAGUACAAAUCUCUUGACUCACGCAAGAGGAUAAUGGCGCCAGUAUUGCAGAGCUCCCAACCUUGGGUUGAAAAAUAUCGGCCAAAGCAAGUGAAAGAUGUGGCGCACCAAGACGAGGUGGUUCGAGUUCUCACCAACACCCUCGAGACUUCUAAUUGCCCGCAUAUGCUCUUCUACGGCCCACCCGGCACCGGCAAAACCACUACGGCACUCGCCAUCGCCCAUCAACUCUUUGGACCUGAACUCUACAAGUCUAGGGUGUUGGAGCUAAAUGCAAGUGAUGAACGUGGAAUCAAUGUUGUUCGUACAAAGAUCAAAGAUUUUGCUGCUGUUGCUGUAGGAUCUGGUCAGCGUCAGGGGGGUUAUCCUUGUCCACCGUUCAAGAUCAUUAUUCUUGAUGAAGCAGAUUCAAUGACAGAAGAUGCACAGAAUGCCUUGAGACGUACCAUGGAAACUUACUACAAAGUUACAAGAUUCUUUUUCAUAUGUAACUACAUAAGCAGGAUCAUAGAGCCGCUUGCUUCAAGAUGUGCAAAGUUCAGGUUCAAGGCACUUUCGGAAGAAAUAAUGAGCAAUCGUGUAUUGCAUAUUUGUAAUGAAGAAGGUCUUCAUUUAGAUUCAGAGGCUCUUUCAACAUUAAGUUCCAUUUCACAAGGUGAUCUUCGUCGGGCUAUUACAUACUUGCAGGGAGCUGCUCGCUUAUUUGGAUCAACAAUUUCGUCGAAGGACCUACUUAGUGUAUCUGGGGUUAUCCCUCAAGAAGUUGUUGAGGCACUUUAUGCUGCUUGCAAAAGUGGCAACUUCGAUUUGGCAAACAAGGAAGUCAAUAACGUCAUUGCAGAAGGGUUUCCUGUUUCUCAGAUGCUUUCUCAGUUAUUUGAUGUGGUUGUUGAGGCAGAUGAUAUACCAGAUGAACAAAAAGCUAGAAUUUGCAAGAGUUUGGCUGAGGCAGAUAAGCGUCUAGUGGAUGGUGCAGAUGAGUACUUGCAGCUGCUGGAUGUGGCCAGCAACACAAUGCGAGCUUUGUGUAACAUGCCACAAGAAUUCUGUUUUGAAAGUUAGGGGACAACCUAGAUUGGGAUGCAGGGGCUUUUGAAGACAAGUAAAGAUUCAACUUUUUGAAUUGUAAUAUAUUGCAACAAAACGGCUUUUUCAAACUUUUGUGUUAUGCCUGCUAUUCAUCGAAGAUGGGCCCAUCUUUCGAGUCUCAUGUUACUUAGUCUUACAUGGAUCUUGUAUGUCAAGUUUGAUCUCUUUAAUUGAUCUCUAAUCUAAUGCUAAA